Messenger RNA from Arabidopsis thaliana (thale cress), 2142 nucleotides. Its product is annotated as pre-mRNA-splicing factor. NCBI's taxonomy places the organism in Eukaryota, Viridiplantae, Streptophyta, Magnoliopsida, Brassicales, Brassicaceae. The coding region runs from base 130 to 1905 and encodes 591 amino acids. Gene Ontology annotation, cellular component: nucleus. The record is from RefSeq and is marked reviewed. The transcript is spliced from 2 exons.
AAUUGUUACUCCUCUUCCGUUGGUUCUAUCUUCCGCAUCGUCGUCUCCUCUGAGAGUCCGUACGCAUCGACGAUUCUCUCAUCUUCUCUCAAACACGACGACACUGGGUUGGUAAAUUAGAGUUGAAAGAUGUACAACGGAAUAGGGUUACAGACAGCAAGAGGAUCAGGAACUAAUGGUUAUGUUCAGACGAAUAAGUUUUUUGUGAGACCUAGAAAUGGUGGUAAGCCUGUUAAAGGUGGGAAAGGUUUUGAGGAUGAUGAAGGUACUGCUGGUUUAUCUAAGAAACCCAAUAAAGCUAUCCUUGAGCAUGACCGUAAACGUCAGAUUCAUCUUAAGCUUGCUAUUCUUGAGGAUAAGCUUGCUGAUCAGGGUUAUUCUGAUAUUGAGAUUGCUCAGAAGCUUGAGGAAGCUAGAGUGAGUCUUGAAGCUGCUGCUGCUGCUAAUGAAGAAGAGAGUGAUUCGAAGGUUUCUAAUACUCAGACUCAUCAGGUUGCUGCUAGGAAAGAGAAGCAGAUGGAAGCGUUUCGAGCUGCGUUGGGUUUGCCUGAUCAGCAACAGGUGGCUGAGGAGGGUAUUAUUGAUGAUGAGCCGAUGAGGGAGGGUUUUGAAGGUAGAUUGAAAGAGAGGCGGGAACAUUCUUUUUUGGACAGAGAUAGUGGGAGGAAGAAGGUAGAUGAGGAUGUGGAUGAGAAAGAUGCUAAGGUAAAGGAAAGCAAGAAGCAGCGAGGUGGUGAUGAUGAUGAUGUGGAUGUAGUGAAGCGUCAUAAGAAAAAAGAGAGCAAGAAGAGAAGACAUGAUGAUUCAUCUGAAUCUGAUGAGCAUGGUCGUGACCGUAGAAGGCGCUCUAAGAAGAAGGCUAAGGGGCGUAAACAAGAAAGUGAAAGUGACUCUAGCAGCUCGGAUUCUGAAUCUGACUCUGACAGUGAUGAUGGAAAGAAGAGAGGAAGGAAGAAGCCUACAAAGACUACAAAGAAACGCAGCAGAAGGAAAAGAAGUGUCUCUUCUGAAUCUGAAGAAGUUGAGAGUGAUGAUAGCAAGAAACUUAGGAAGUCACACAAAAAGAGCCUCCCCUCCAACCGAUCUGGUUCCAAAGAAUUAAGGGACAAACAUGAUGAACAAAGCCGAGCUGGACGAAAGAGGCAUGAUUCUGAUGUUAGCGAGCCUGAAUCGGAGGAUAAUAAACAACCACUGCGAAAGAAAGAAGAAGCUUACCGUGGAGGACAGAAGCAGAAAAGAGAUGAUGAAGACGUGGAGGCUGAUCAUUUGAAAGACAGAUAUACUAGAGAUGACAAGAAAGCUGCAAGAGACUCUGAUGACAGUGAGAUUGAGUAUCAGAACAAGAAACAACUGCGCAGUAAGGUAGAAGUUUACAGUGCAGGAAUGAGCCAGAAAAGAAAAGAGGAAGAAGAUGUGACCAAACAUGGCAAGGACAAGUAUAGAAGUGAUUCUCGUGGCAAGGAAGUUGCUAGAGACUCUGAUGACAGUGAGGCUGAGUAUGAAAAUAGGAAGAAGCUAAAGAAUGAAAGUUACCAACGAGGACGUAAACACAAAAGAGAGGAGGAUGAGGACAACGAUAACCAUGGGAGGGACAGAUAUAGAGGUGAUGAUGCUGUUAAAAGAUAUGGAACAAUUAAGGAAGACGACGAUAGGUAUAGAGGUCGAGCCAUUGAGGAAGAAGGAGAUGAUGAUAGGGGUAGAUACAGACCGAGACGAGAAAGUGUGAAGGAUGAUGAGGAAGAGUAUAAGCAUGGGAGAGACAGGUACAGAGGUGAUGGAAGACGAGCAACGGGUAAGGAAGAUGAUGAUGAUGAUAGAGUAAGCAGAGAGCGUGAAUACUCAAGCAGGGGUCGAAGUCGUUAUGAUGAUAGCCGAUCAAGUGGCAAGAGAUCCUCGCAUGGUUGAUGAUUCCUGUUUCAUCUUUGUCUGUUUAAAGUUUCUUAAAUGUUUUGUCGUGUUUGUCACAAACAUAAUCCUUGUUUUUUUUACUACUUGCAAACGAUGUUUUAGACUUAAUUAAGGUCAAAUGUUGUCUCAUAGAUUGUAGCCAAAUCUCACAACACCUGGCUCAUUCUGGUGAAUUUUAUCAAUUCGAGUUUAUUGGGACAUUUUAAUGCAUAAAUCUAAAAUUAGCUUUAUGGG